AUGACUAUAGACUCUAAAUGGUGGAAAGAUGCCUCGAUUUAUCAGAUUUGGCCGGCUUCUUAUAAGGAUUCGAAUGGGGAUGGAGUAGGUGAUUUGCAAGGAAUCAUUUCUACUUUAGACUACAUUAAGAAUUUGGGAGUCGAUAUAAUUUGGCUUUCACCGAUGUACGAUUCCCCUCAAGAUGACAUGGGAUAUGAUAUUUCAGACUAUCAAAAGAUUUAUCCGAAGUAUGGAACAAUGGAGGAUAUGGAUAAUUUGAUUAAGGGGGUUCACGAAAGAGGAUUGAAAUUGAUUUUAGAUUUGGUUAUCAACCAUACUUCAUCUGAACAUGCUUGGUUUAAAGAGUCGAGAAGUUCUAAAACUAAUCCUAAAAGAGACUGGUAUAUUUGGAAACCUCCACGUUAUGAUGAACAUGGUAACAGACAUCCCCCAAAUAACUGGAUGUCCUAUUUUUCUGAGUCUGCGUGGGAAUAUGACGAAUUAACAGAUGAAUACUACUUACAUUUGUUUGCUAAAACUCAGCCGGACUUGAAUUGGGAGAAUGAGGAAACUAGAAAAGUCAUAUAUGAUACUGCUUUGAAAUUUUGGUUCGACAAAGGAGUCGAUGGCUUUAGAAUUGAUACCGCUGGUAUAUAUUCGAAGGUACAGACCUUUCCGGAUGCACCUAUAGUAAUCCCAGAUUCACAAUAUCAGCCAUGUAAACUUUAUCACCUCAAUGGGCCAAGGAUACAUGAAUUUCAUAAGGAAAUGUUCGCUAAUGUGACGUCAAAGUACGAUGUUAUGACGGUCGGAGAGUUAGGUCAUUCUUCGAUAGAAGAAACCUUGAAAUAUGUCAGUGCCAAGGAAAAUGAGUUGAACAUGGUUUUCUUAUUUGAUCUCGUCGAACUUGGUGCAAACCCUGAUGAUAAAUUUGACUUCAAAGGGUUUACGCUCAAAGAUUUUAAAGAUUGCAUCAAGAAACAAAGUUCAUUCACAGAAAAUUCUGAUGGCUGGGCGACUGCAUUCUCUGAAAAUCACGAUCAACCCAGAUCAAUCACUAGAUUUGGAAAUCCAUCUCCAAAAUAUCAUUUCAAAUCUGGAAAAUUGUUAGCGCUUAUGAUGACUACAUUGACCGGUACUCUUUUCAUCUAUCAAGGUCAAGAGAUUGGUAUGAGUAAUCUUCCACGAUCAUGGUCUAUUGAUGAAUAUUUAGACAUCAACACUAUAAACUAUUGCAAGGCUUUCAAGGAAAAGUAUGGUGAUGAUAAAGAAAAAUUUGAAAAGUUAAUGGAUGUUAUCAAUCUUUUGGCCAGGGAUCAUGCAAGAUCCCCAGUUCAAUGGGACUCUACGAAGAAUGCUGGCUUCACUUCGGGAACGCCUUGGACUAGAGUCAACGAUAAUUAUACUUCGGUGAAUGCUGCUUCUCAAAUUAAUGAUCCCGAUUCCUUAUACUCUUUUUGGAAGCAAUCGCUUUUGAUCAGAAAAGAAUUCAAAGAUUUGUUCAUUUAUGGUUCAAUGGAAAUCCUUGAUUACGAUAAUCUUAAAGUGUUCACAUAUAUUAAGGAAUUCAAAAAUCAAAAGGCUUAUAUAGCCUUGAAUUUCAGCUCCGAAACAGUUCCAUUUGAAAAUUUGUCAUCAGGAAAGUUAGAGCUUAUUCAUUCGAACGUUGUGUCUUCUGAGACAGAUGAAUUAACGCCAUAUGAAGGAAGAGUUUACAUAGUUAAAUAA
This is a messenger RNA of Priceomyces carsonii, 1707 nucleotides long. RefSeq names its product glycoside hydrolase family 13 protein. Gene Ontology annotation, biological process: maltose catabolic process; sucrose catabolic process. Bases 1 to 1707 code for a protein of 568 amino acids. The record is from RefSeq and is a predicted model, not a curated record. NCBI's taxonomy places the organism in Eukaryota, Fungi, Ascomycota, Pichiomycetes, Serinales, Debaryomycetaceae. Gene Ontology annotation, molecular function: glucan 1,4-alpha-maltotriohydrolase activity; sucrose alpha-glucosidase activity; oligo-1,6-glucosidase activity. The transcript has a single exon.